GCUCCCGUAGUGUGGCAGCACUGCGUCGCACCUACUACACGUUGUAGGCUACCGAUGCGGUCAGUUGUCGUCUGUCACAAGAUGAUGAUUGCGGUUGUAAUAGUCCUGCUUGCAGGCUCUUGCGCUGCCUAUCACUACGAAGUAAAAAGAUUCACCGUACCGGUUGAUCAUUUCAGUUUUGAUAAUUCAGACACAUUCACAAUACGUUACUUAGUGAACAAUUCAUACUGGGACCAGAAACGAGGAUCCAUAUUCUUCUACACUGGAAAUGAAGGAGACAUUGAAAUGUUUGCAAACAACUCGGGAUUUAUCUGGGAGUCAGCACCUGACUUCAAGGCUCUUAUCAUCUUUGCAGAACAUCGUUAUUAUGGUGACUCCCUGCCUUAUGGCAAUAAAUCUUUUUCUGACCCGAAAUAUUUAGGCUACCUAACAUCACAACAAGCACUGGCUGACUAUGUGGAUCUAAUACAGCAUAUAAAAUCCAAACAAUUAUCAAGACCAUUUAACCGGCAGAAUCCAGUUAUAGCUUUUGGUGGGUCAUAUGGCGGAAUGCUUGCAGCGUGGAUCCGCAUGAAAUAUCCACAUAUUGUUUCUGGAGCAAUUGCAGCCUCGGCUCCUAUUUUGCAAUUCCCAGGGCUUGUUCCAUGUGAAGCAUUUUAUAGAAUUGUUACAUCAGAUUUCAGCUCAGAAUCUAAAGAAUGCUCUAAUACAAUACGAAAAUCAUGGGAUAUCAUCAGAAAGCUAAGCAAGACAGAUGAAGGUCGAAAAUGGCUGUCAACGAACUGGACACUUUGUAAACCACUUCAGUCUGAAGCUGACGCAGAUCUUCUAAUGUCUUGGCUAACUGAUGUGUACACAAAUCUAGCAAUGCUAGACUACCCAUAUGCCACAAAUUUUCUUCUUCCUCUUCCAGCUUACCCAAUAAAGACUAUGUGUAGCAAGCUGUAUAAUUCAUCUUUACCAGAUAAACCACUUCUGCAAAUGCUAUUCAGUGGUUUGAAUGUGUAUACCGGUAAAGAGAAAUGUUUAAAUAUCAGUGUAGAUGCUUCACCAAAACUUGGCGAACUUGGCUGGGACUUUCAGGCAUGUACAGAAAUGGUGAUGCCAAUGUGUUCCAAUGGAGUUACAGAUAUGUUUGACAAAGUGAAGUGGAAUUUCACAUCAUUUUCACAGUCUUGCUACAAGAAGUGGAAAGUAUAUCCCCAAGCAGACUUAGCUAUAAAAACAUAUGGUGGAAAGGAUAUAUCCACAGCAUCAAACAUUGUGUUCAGCAACGGUCUCUUGGAUCCAUGGUCAAGUGGUGGUGUUCUGAAAAAUGUCUCAGAGACUGCAGUGGCAGUUCUUAUUCCAGAAGGUGCUCAUCAUCUUGACUUGAGGGGAUCCAAUGAAGCAGAUCCUUCCUCUGUGAAGUGGGCUCGACGGUUUCAUCAACGCUCAAUUAGUUCAUGGAUAACUCAACAUUAUAAGAGUUGAAAACCACUUUGUACUUCUGUUUUGUGUGUUAAUCCUGAAAAUUAAAGUGAUUUACACGCACAUUAA
Schistocerca piceifrons (Central American locust) is the source of this 1539-nucleotide messenger RNA. RefSeq names its product lysosomal Pro-X carboxypeptidase. The transcript is spliced from 9 exons. NCBI's taxonomy places the organism in Eukaryota, Metazoa, Arthropoda, Insecta, Orthoptera, Acrididae. Gene Ontology annotation, molecular function: dipeptidyl-peptidase activity; serine-type exopeptidase activity. Gene Ontology annotation, biological process: proteolysis. The coding region runs from base 55 to 1473 and encodes 472 amino acids. The record is from RefSeq and is a predicted model, not a curated record.